Rotaria sp. Silwood2 is the source of this 219-nucleotide messenger RNA. Lineage: Eukaryota; Metazoa; Rotifera; Eurotatoria; Philodinida; Philodinidae. The record is from the annotation of a GenBank genome assembly.
AUGACAAGUGGAGGUAGCUCCAAUAAUACUGGCUAUAGAGGUGAUACUGUUAGACAUCAAGGUGGUUCAGCUGAUGCUGGCAUGACGAAUACAACUAAUCAAAGUAUUGGUGGCGAACAAAGUUCUACUGGUGGAGAUAGUAGCAGCGGAGGGACUGGUGUUGGAAGUACAUCACGUCCACAAGAUGAAAGUAAUAAAGGGAAUACUGUCCAUGGAUAA